Miscanthus lutarioriparius is the source of this 864-nucleotide messenger RNA. The record is from the annotation of a GenBank genome assembly. Lineage: Eukaryota; Viridiplantae; Streptophyta; Magnoliopsida; Poales; Poaceae.
AUGGCGCCGCCUCCGCCGCCAGAGCUCAUGGACGACCUCAUCGGCGAGAUCCUCCUCCGCCUUCCGCCCAAAGACCCAGCGUGCCUCGUCCGCGCCUCCCUCAUCUGCAAGCCCUGGCACCGCCUCCUCUCCGACGGCGCGUUCCUCCUCCAGUACAGCACCUUCCACCAGACGCCGCCCGCAUCCCCGGUUUCCCAGCCCGCAAUCGCCGUCGCUAGCGGCCCCACCACCUCGUGCUAUACACUCGAUUGCCGCCACGGUCGCGUGCUCUUCCAAGCCGAGGAUCAGCCAUCACAGACUCUCACCGUCUGGGAUCCUAUCACCGGCAAUCAUAAGCGCAUCUCCCCGCCCAUGCACCAGUACGCUGAGUUCUCCGCUGCGGUGCUGUGCGCUUCGGACGGUUGCAACCACCUCGGAUGCAAUGGGGGCCUUUCCUCGUGGUUAUCGCGGGCAUAUAUCAUGCCGAGGAGGAGGAGGACGAUGACGAGGGAGACGCAGACGGAGGUCCUGUGGGAUGGGCUAGUCUCUACUCAUCAGAGACUGAGUCUGCUCGUUAGAGAUGCAAUCUACUUUAUCCUUGAGAAUGGUGAAAAAAGCCUCAAGUACGGCUUGCUCGGUGGUGUCCUAUCGGUGAUCAACGCGCCGCCACAGCAUGAACCAAACAUGAUCUUCGCCACGGCGCAUGAUGGUGAGCUCGGAGCCGCCACUGUGGAGUUCUACAGCUUGCACCUGUGGUCGUGGCGAGCGACUGACCCCGACGACAGCAUUGGGGAAUGGACUGUUGCAAAAUUCAGCCUCAGAGAUAUUGUUCUAGUGAGUGAUCUUGUUACCGCUAGAUUGCAAGUGCCAAUGAGGACUGAUUGA